AUGGGAUUUGGGAGUUUGUUACGGAUGAAGACGAUUGACAUACCGUUAAAGAUUGUUUAUUAUGUUCUUGAUCAUUUUAAUUUUGAAACUUUGAAGGUGGAUUUUGAGAAUUGUCAAGUUAGUGUUGAUAGUAAAUUUGUUCAUGAGAUGUUAGGAUUACCAUAUCGUGGCUCAUUACUUUCAAACAUGGAUUACAUUUCCGAGAAUAAUGAAGAGAGUUUUAUGUUUGAGUGGAAGAAACAGUAUGGAAAUAUUGAUAAAUUGAGAUUGAAACAGCUAAGGAAUGAACUUGUUCGAACUAGUGCAGCGGAUGAUAACUUUAGAAUCAAUUUUUUGGUUCUUUUUAUUAAUACAUUCUAUGAGUCUACAAGCAUGGGUAAAUGUAAUCUGAAUCAAUUGUAUUUAAUCAGAAGAGAUACUGAUUUAAGUAGCAUUGAUUGGUGCAAUUUCAUUGUCAAUUGUUUGGUAAUGACGAAGAAGGUUUACAACCCAGAGAAAAAACCAUCUUUCUUUUAUGGACCAACAACAUACCUUAUGAUAAGGUUUCUUGAGAAUAGUUUACAAGAGAAUGGAGGAUUUGGAUGUGGGGAUGUUAGUGAAACAUAUGUUGAAGAAGAAUCUCAAGAAUCUGAGUAUAAUGAGGAGAAAUCUGACGAUGAUGAGGAUGAAUUUGAUGGUGAUGAGGAUUUAUCUGGUGAGGAUGAAGAAGAGUUUGAUGUUAAUAAAGUUAGUGUUGUAGAGGUUUUGGAGAAAAAUGAAUUUGAUGAUGGGACUAUAAAUUUGGGAGAGGAUGAUCAUAACAAAGAAGUAAUGCCAGAUCGUACUGUUGAGAAAGUUAUUGUAGAAAAGAAGAAAAAAGAUGAAUUAAUUCAUCCAAGUUUAUUGAAAGGUUUUUCUAAAGUGUUAGUAGAAAUUUCUAAAGCAAAGAAGGAUGUAGAAGGUGUGGUAGAAGAAACUACUAAAGAAUGUUUACAAAUUAUACAACGGAAUGAUUCAAAUGAGACUCAAUCAUUGAAAACGAACAAAGCAGAAGGGAAAGUUGAGAAGUUUUAUGAUCAAACUUUUAGCCCUAGAUUUAGUCAAGAUUCUCAAGGAUCCAAGAAGGUAUCUCAAAGUCAAAGUUCACUUGGACGGAUGACAAAGAAAAAGAAUAAGGAUAGAGUUUAUUUGGGAAAACCAAUUGUUGGGUCACAGUGUGUUGUUCCAAAUGUUGAUGUUAUUGAUGCUAGUCCAGUUUCUUUUGCACCCCCUUUGGGUACAUUAGAAGUACCAUCAAAUCCAAUUUCUGACCAAGUUAUAGUGAUAAAUGAAAAAAGUCCAUCAAAAGCAAAGUCUGACAAACCUAAAGAUAUAAAUGUAGAAGGAACAUCAGAAGUAGAUGUCAAAGGAAAGAGUGAAAUGAAGUUUUGUUAUGAUUAUAAGUCACCUUUUAAGGAAAGGUUAAUUGAUUUUAAACCAAGUUUGACACAAGUAGAAUUUUUUUUUGUGAAUGGCUUUUCAGUCUUCAAGGAAAUCCAGGAUAUUAUGGGUUUUAGAGCUAAUUACAAAAGUAACUAUAAGAAAACCUAUUUCCAUGUAAGUGUUUUUGAUUCAUGGUCUCGUAUACUAAAUCAUGAAGAAAAAUUCAGAGAUGUUACUAAUUCUCCAGUCAGAUUGUUCAUAAGUGUUGAUACUACUUUUCCACUUGAAUAUAAUCAUAUAAAGGAAAUUGGAAAGUAUAAAGUUUUCAAGGACAACAUCUCUAUUAGUGUUUCUGGUGACAGAGACUUGUAG
This is a messenger RNA of Lactuca saligna, 1773 nucleotides long. The record is from the annotation of a GenBank genome assembly. NCBI's taxonomy places the organism in Eukaryota, Viridiplantae, Streptophyta, Magnoliopsida, Asterales, Asteraceae.